This is a messenger RNA of Hydractinia symbiolongicarpus, 3893 nucleotides long. RefSeq names its product kinesin-like protein KIF28P. NCBI's taxonomy places the organism in Eukaryota, Metazoa, Cnidaria, Hydrozoa, Anthoathecata, Hydractiniidae. Bases 93 to 3077 code for a protein of 994 amino acids. The record is from RefSeq and is a predicted model, not a curated record. Gene Ontology annotation, cellular component: microtubule; kinesin complex. Gene Ontology annotation, biological process: microtubule-based movement; cytoskeleton-dependent intracellular transport. Gene Ontology annotation, molecular function: microtubule motor activity; ATP binding; ATP hydrolysis activity. The transcript is spliced from 28 exons.
AAAGAGAUUCUAGGACGAGGUAAUCUAAAGCCUGAAGCAAAGGCAAUGGUGGAUGCAAAUUUGACUUGGUAACGAGCUUCGCCUAAGCCAACAUGAGUGAAUCGGUGAAGGUUGCUGUACGUGUUCGACCAUUCAAUGGAAGAGAAAAGGACAGAAAUUCAAAAUGUGUCAUCGAAAUGAUUGGGGCAAUGACCCAAAUUACAGAUCCAGAAAAUCCAAGUCAACCACCAAAAGAAUUUUCAUUUGAUUUUUCUUAUUGGUCUCAUGAUGAAUUUCACACUGACGAUGCAGGAAAUUUUGUUGCUGACACACCGAAGUACGCUGAUCAGAGAAAAGUAUUUGAUGAUCUAGGUCAGGGUGUGCUUAAUAAUGCAGUUAAAGGUUUUAAUUGCUCCUUAUUUGCAUAUGGUCAAACUGGUGCUGGUAAAAGUUAUUCUAUGGUAGGAUAUGGACCAAAUAAGGGAAUUGUGCCUAUUACAUGUGAUGAAUUGUUCAAAAUGAUUGAAGCUAGCACUACUGAAACGAAAUACCAAGUCACAUUUAGCAUGUUGGAAAUUUACAAUGAACAAGUUCGAGAUUUACUUACUAAAGACAAUCCUAAAGGGGGUUUACAGGUGCGCCAAAACCCGAAAAUAGGAGCCUUUUAUGUUCAAGGUUUAAAAUUUGUUGCUGUUGGCAGUUACAAAGAAAUUGAAGCGAGAACAGAGGAAGGCACUGCUAACAGAACUGUAGCUUCAACACAAAUGAAUGCUACAAGCUCAAGAGCUCAUACUGUUGUCACUAUUCAGUUUGAUCAAAUUGAAAAGAAUCCCGCAGGUCAAGAAACAAAGAAAACAAGUGUUAUAAACUUGGUUGAUUUGGCUGGAUCUGAGCGUGCUGAUUCCACUGGUGCUACUGGUGAUCGUUUAAAGGAAGGUGCAAAUAUCAAUAAAUCGCUAUCUGCUCUUGGAAAUGUCAUAUCCGCCCUUGCUGAUUUAUCAAUGGGAAAGAAGAAAGUUAUGGUUCCCUAUCGUGAUUCUGUUUUGACCAAACUUCUACAGAAUGCUCUUGGUGGAAACAGUAAAACUAUUAUGAUUGCUGCCUUGUCGCCUGCAGAUAUUAAUUAUGAUGAGACACUAGGUACACUUAGAUAUGCAGAUCGAGCAAAGAAAAUCAAAAACAAAGCGGUUGUUAAUGAAAAUCCUAUGGAUAAACUUAUUCGUGAAUUGAGAGAAGAGAAUGAAAAAUUAAAAAAAGCCAUGCAAAGUGGAGAUUUGAGUGCACUUAUGGCUCAAACUGGUGACGAAGGAGGUGGUGGCGGUGGUGGUGGUGCAAUGUCUGAGGAAGAAAAGAUUGCAAUGAGAAAACAGAUGGAAGAAGAAAUCCGUGCUCAGUUGCAAGCAAAUUCAGAUGCUAUGAUGAAUUGGGAUGAUAAGCUGAAAGUUGCCAGAAGUGAGAUUGUUGAAGUUGAUAAAAAAGAACAACAAGCGAAAACAACACCUCACUUGGUCAAUUUGAAUGAAGAUCCUAUGUUGUCAUGUGUCAUCAAACAUUUUUUAAAAGGAGGUAUGACAAGAAUUGGAAGAAAAGAUUCUAGCCCAGAUAUUCCAAUGACUGGUUUAAGUGUGAGCAGCGAACAUGCCAUCCUCACCUUCAAAGAUAAGGAAGUAACCAUCAAACCAGCCAGUCCUGGUGCUAAAACGAAAGUGAAUGGAAUUCCUAUCACAGGCGAGCAAGGAUUAAAGCACCACGAUCGUGUUCUGUUUGGAUCCAAUCACAUGUACUUUUUUGUAAAUCCACUGAAUACUGAAAUGGGAGAGGGUGCACCAGAGUCAGUAGAUUGGGAAUUUGCAAACAAAGAAAUCGCUCAAGCCAAGGGAUUUUCGACUGGCGGUGGUGCUGGAUUAACAAAAGAUCAAGCUCUUGCGCAAGAACAAGUGUUAGAGUUGCUACCUAUGGUUAGUGAAGUGAAUGCAAUGAGUGAAGAAUUAGACAAGAAAAUGUCUUUCGAGGUGAUUUUAAUCUCAGCUGCUGCGCAAGGUGGUGGUGCUGACAAGGGAACCAAGGUGAGUGUGAAGAUGAAGAACUUGUUGAACGAUAACGUUUGGUUGUGGGAUCGUGGUAAAUUUACAAACAGACGGUACUUGAUGCAGGAUAUCUAUCAACGGUUUUUGGAUGGUGAAGAUGUAAAAAAAAUCAAGAAAGAUGACGAUCCAUUCUGGGAACCUCCCGAAGAUGUUCUAAUCGGCACCGCUAAUGUGUUUUUGCAAAGUUUGUCGUAUGCUUUAGAUUUUGAUGAUAAGCUAGCUGUGACAGAUUACAAGGGUUCGGAAGAAGGUAGUCUGGUCAUCAAUGUUGCACCCUGUACACAGCAAGGUAAACCUUUGGAUGAAGACUAUUUUGUGGAAGAACCGAAGGAUCUUAUUGGCAAACCUUACCACUUUAAGGUGACGAUUCGCAAUGCUGAGGUUCAAAAGAGCAGAUACAGCCACGGACUGUAUGUGAAAUUCAAAAGCUACGGUGAAACAAAGGAAGCAGAAACGCCUGUAAAAGCCAACACUUUAUCGCCUGAGUUUAAUUUCUCAAAAAUAUUUUCCAUACCAGCUAUUGGUGAGGACCAUCUACAAUGGUUUGAGUUUGGUAAUUUGUCCUUCAACUUGUAUGGCAAACAGAACGAUAAAGUCACUGAUCAACGUUUAGCAAAAAUGACAACGAAGGAACUUCGUCAGAAGGAGCAGAUUCAAAACAAUAAGUUAGCAGCCAAGCAAGCUACGUUUCGCGAUAAAAGUUUCGGUGAAAUUGGCCAGUUGAAAUCUGAAGUGAUUUUAUACAAACGUCGAUACGAACGAAUGUUGCAGAAGGAGAAACGAAUACAGAACUUGGUGGAAGAGUGGGGUAAGAAACCCGAGAAGGACUUCGAUGCUUUCCAUCGAGCAAUUCAUGCUGCUGCGUUUUACGAGAGAGGACGAUUGAAGUACAAAGUAAAUCUUCUACAAUCAUACCUAAAAAAUCAGCCGGACGCGACGAAGAACGGGGGUAAGAUUAAAACGGACGAUGUGAAAGUUCCAAGUGGAAGUAAAGCGUGUAGUGUCAUGUGAUCCAAUCGAUCUUGAAGAAGAGUUGUAUGGGCCUGUAUAUAUUUUUGUACGAAAGACAAAAGUUGUUCUUUAAAAAAGGUAAAAGGGUCAAGUUGCGUAGUAAAAUUAAUAAAAAGAAAAAAGAAUAAAUCUACCAGAUUAAUUAUCAUGUUUGUUGGUCAGGCUUUUUGAAAGAAUGUAUUUUAUGACGUUCCGUUAGAAAAAAUGAUCCCUGGAAACGAGGUUGAUUUCUCAUAAAGAGUGACUAUCUGUUACUUAGCUCAGUGUUUUCAUGUAAGUUGCACAUAGAAUCAUAAGAAAAUUGUUGAAUUAUUUUUUCACUUCAUAUGUAUUUUUAAAAGGAUGAUUUUUUAAAAAAGGUUAUAAAAUUUGUAGCACUGAAAGUGUGGAGAAGUAAUAUAUUGUUUCGUUUCCAAUCUUCUCUUCAUUUAAGUUUAACUUAUUUGGUGAAAAGAGGUAUGGAAAUGGAAAUGAUUUUUGUAAUUUAUUUAUAUACUUAUAUGAUUUUUACAGUGAUUUUAUACCAGAUGAUUUGCAAGGAUCUUGAUUGAUAGAUUACUCAUUUCGUGUUUUUUCUGACAAGGAACAAAAACAAGUCCACAGUGCUCUUUUUUGUGUCAUUCUGAUGAAAAACCAAAAAGCAUUGGGAACAAGGUUGUAAUGAUAACAUAUUCUUCUGCUUAACUAUGUUUUUAAGGUCGACAUCUUGACAGGAUUAAUAUUCGGUUGGUUUUUCAGUAUACUAAAUAUUUGUAAAAGUACCUGCUAAAGGAGAUUCCUUCGGUGUGACGAACUUUCUAUGUAUUGUCAUUUUCA